AUGGCUUUGAGGGACCAAUCCUUGGGCUGUUGGAAAUACUUUACCUUCAUCUGCUUCACUUUGAUGGCAACUCACACUGUCAUCAAAUCCUCUUUCGCCUCUGGAUGGAAUUACGAUGUAAUAUUGAGUUACGAAGAAGAAGAAGAAACAGGAAACAAUUUCGCAAGUAACCUCUAUGCUUUGUUGGAGAGGGCCAACAUCAAAGUAUUCAAGAACGAUGCAGAGAUCUCAAAAAGAGGAGACCAGAUCUCUCCAGUGCUCAUGAAAGGAAUCAAUGAAUCAAGAUGUGCUAUUAUCUUAUUCUCGAGGAACUAUGCUUCUUCAACACAAUGUCUUGAAGAACUUUCCUUGAUAAUGGAAUGCAGGGAAAAGCUUGGCCAAAAGGUCUUUCCUGUUUUCCUCAUGGGUGUGGAAGGAUCAGACGUACGGCGUCAAAAAGGAAGCUUUGGGAAGCCUUUUGGCCAGCACCAAGAGUGCUUCGAGCCAGAGGUGUUGAAAAGGUGGAGGUCAGCUCUGGAAAUAGCAGGGGAACUCCGUGGAUGGAACUUGAAAGACAAACACGGGUAA
Molecule: messenger RNA, 567 nt
Organism: Macadamia integrifolia
Lineage: Eukaryota; Viridiplantae; Streptophyta; Magnoliopsida; Proteales; Proteaceae
Product: toll/interleukin-1 receptor-like protein
Exons: 1
Coding region: 1-567 (188 amino acids)
Biological process (GO): signal transduction
Source: RefSeq, a predicted model, not a curated record